This is a messenger RNA of Camelus dromedarius (Arabian camel), 1892 nucleotides long. It is a transcript of the gene LRRC24, whose product is annotated as leucine rich repeat containing 24. NCBI's taxonomy places the organism in Eukaryota, Metazoa, Chordata, Mammalia, Artiodactyla, Camelidae. The transcript has 5 exons. The record is from RefSeq and is a predicted model, not a curated record. The coding region runs from base 210 to 1784 and encodes 524 amino acids. Gene Ontology annotation, molecular function: protein binding.
GCAGACCCGGGCGGCCGGGCGGGAGGAGCCGGCGCUCCAGUGCGCGAGCGGCGCCCGCCCCUCCCCCACCCUGCGCUGCUCGGUGGGCCAGGGUUCGGCUGGGGAGCCGCGCCGCGGAAGCGUCAGGAGGCGCGUCCCAUCCAGGGCUGGACUGGAGGCAGGCUGGUGAGGAGGCUGCGGCUUCGCGGUGCGCGCCUGUCCCACGGGAGAUGGCCCCAGGGGCACCCACAUUGCUGUUGCUGUUGCUGCUGUCACUAUCCAGUGUCCUGCCCUGCGCUGCCAGCUGUCCAGCUGCCUGCCGCUGCUACAGCGCCACAGUGGAGUGCGGUGCCCUGCAGCUCCACGUCAUCCCACCUGGGAUCCCGCCCGGGACACAGACACUGUUCCUGCAGGACAACUGCAUUGCACACCUGGAACCCGGUGUCUUGACGCCUCUGGCCUCCUUGCGCCAUCUCUACCUGCACAACAACAGCCUGCACGCUCUGGAGCCAGGUGCCUUCCGCGCGCAGUCGCGCCUGCUGGAGCUGGCGCUCACCAGCAAUGGGCUGCGAGGCUUGCGUGUAGGCGCUUUUGCUGGUCUGGCCCAACUGCGUGUACUCUACCUAGCCGGUAACCAGCUGGUGCAGCUGCUGGAUUUCACCUUCCUACACCUGCAGGCCCCUUUCCCUGAUGAUCUACUGUCCCUGCUUCAGCGACUGCAGGAGCUGCACCUGCAGGAAAACAGCAUUGAGCUGCUGGAGGACCAGGCCCUGGCCGGGCUCUCUUCGCUGGCCCUGCUGGACCUCAGCAGGAACCAGCUGGGCACCAUCAGCCAAGAGGCCCUGCAGCCCCUAGCCAGCCUGCAGGUCCUACGCCUCACAGAGAACCCAUGGCGCUGUGACUGUGCCCUGCACUGGCUGGGAGCCUGGAUCAAAGAGGGGGGCCAGCGGCUGCUCAGCUCCAGGGACAGGAAGAUCAUGUGUGCAGAGCCUCCCCGCCUGGCACUUCAGAGUCUCCUGGACGUGUCUGGCAGUAGCCUCAUCUGCAUCCCACCCUCUGUGCACGUGGAGCCGCUGGAGGUGACAGCCAACCUGGGUGAGGACCUACGGGUUGCCUGCCAGGCUUCUGGCUACCCGCAGCCCCUCGUGACCUGGAGAAAGGUGGCACAGCCUCGCGAGGGGCCGCCGCCGGCCCAAGCUCAACCAGAAGGUGGGGUGCCGGUCCCAGGCGGGUCCGGGGCCUCUGACACGGGCAGCGGCAUGCUUUUCCUCACCAACAUCACCCUGGCCCACGCCGGCAAGUACGAGUGCGAGGCCUCCAACGCCGGCGGCGCCGCCCGCGUGCCCUUCCAGCUCCUGGUCAACCUGUCCCGGCAGCAGCAGCUGGCGCCCGCGCCGCCCCCGGCCGCCGGCCCCAUCAGCCACGAGCCCCUGCCCGAAGCAGGCAGCAUGGCCUUCCGCGCCCUGGGCCUGGCCAUGCAGACGGUCAUCGCGGCGGCCAUUGCGCUCCUGGCGCUCACGGCGCUGCUGCUGGCGACCAUGAUCUGCCGCCGGCGACGCAGGCGCAAAAAAGCGCCAGGGCCUCCGGGGGAGGGCGCUCUCUUCGUCAACGACUACUCCGAAGGCCCCUACACCUUCGCGCAGCUCGAGGAGCUACGCGACGAGCGGGGCCACGAGAUGUUCGUCAUCGACCGCUCCAAGCCGCUCUUCGCCGAGAGCCCAGCGGAGACGACCGAGGGCACGGAACCCGGACCCGCGCAAGGGCUCCCGCUGCAGCCGCCCGCCGCCUACGAGAUCCACUGCUGAGGGGCGGGCGGGCGGGCGCGCGCUGAUGACGUAGGCCCCGCGGAUUCGCUGGCCCGCGGCUCACCCCGCGCAUGCUCCAACAUGCUCAGUAAAGGCUGGAAAGCUGCG